AUGUCAUUCAAGGGUAUUAAGAAGACUAUCAUAAGGGCUCCCCAGACUUUUCGUCAGAAAAUGAACAUGGGGGAGAUGACCACAGAUGCCGUUUACCAAGAUGCAGAAAGAAGAUUCAAGGAAUUGGAGAUUGAAACCAAGAAAUUAACUGAAGAAUCCCAGAGAUACUUUACUGCAGUGAAUGGAAUGUUGGAUUACGAAAUUGACUUUUCCAAAGCAUUUGAAGAGAUUUAUAAACCAAUUAGUGGUAGAGUAUCUGACCCUACUUAUACUGUUCCUGAAGAUAAUCCAGAAGGUAUCAAAGCCGCAGAACAGUUCAGAGAAGUUGUCAAGGAACUUAAGGAAACCUUAAAACCUGAUUUAGAAUUAAUUGAAAAGAGAAUUCUUCAUCCUGCUCAGGAAUUGUUAAAGGUUAUUCAACUGAUUAGAAAAAUGGCCACCAAGAGAGAACAUAAGCAAUUGGAUUUGGAUCGUCAUAAGAGAACUCAUAAAAAGUAUGAAGAAAAGAAGGAAAGAACCGCCAAGGACGAAGAAAAGAUGUAUAAUGCUGAAGCGGAAGUUCAAAUUGCCCAACAAGAGUAUGAUUACUAUAACGACAUGUUGAAGACUGAAUUGCCAAUUUUAUUCCAAAUGCAAUCAGACUUUUUGAGACCACUUUUCAUAAGUUUGUACUAUAUGCAAUUGAAUAUCUUCUACACUUUAUACAAUAGAAUGGAAGAAUUGAAGAUUCCUUACUUUGAUUUAACUACUGACAUUGUUGAAGCUUAUAAUUUCAAGAAGGGUAAUGUUGAAGAACAAACUGAUGCCAUUCCAAUUACUCAUUUUAAAGUUGGCCAUGCUAAAGCUAAAUUAGAAGCAACCAAAAGACGUUAUGCCCUGAUGAAUAGUCCUCCAGGAGGAUCACCUGUUGCUGGACAAGGUGAAUUACCUCCCUAUAGUCCUGGCCAAUACGCACAACCACAACAAGCGUACGGAGAUUACAAAUCCCCAGAAGGACCGGGAUACCAACCACAACAAGCAUAUCCACAACAAUCACCAACUUAUGGAGGUUAUGGUCAACAAUCUCCUGUUUCAACCGGAACAACUGGCAGUUCUUAUGGACAACAAUCACCCUACGGGGCUCCUGCUAGUGCUCCUGGAGCUGUGCCAGCUUAUGGUGCACCAGCACAAGUUCCACCUACACCAACAAGUGCCACUCAAACAUGUACGGCUUUGUACGACUACACUGCUCAAGCUCAAGGAGAUUUAACCUUCCCAGCAGGUGCUGUUAUUGAAAUUCAAGAAAGAACUGCCGAUACCAAUGGUUGGUGGACUGGUAGAUACAAUGGUCAUACUGGAACAUUUCCAGGAAAUUAUGUUCAAUUAAACUAG
Spathaspora passalidarum NRRL Y-27907 is the source of this 1371-nucleotide messenger RNA. RefSeq names its product amphiphysin (gene RVS167). Gene Ontology annotation, cellular component: Rvs161p-Rvs167p complex; actin cortical patch; mating projection tip. Gene Ontology annotation, molecular function: lipid binding; protein binding. The record is from RefSeq and is a predicted model, not a curated record. Bases 1 to 1371 code for a protein of 456 amino acids. NCBI's taxonomy places the organism in Eukaryota, Fungi, Ascomycota, Pichiomycetes, Serinales, Debaryomycetaceae. The transcript has a single exon. Gene Ontology annotation, biological process: plasma membrane tubulation; endocytosis; actin cortical patch localization.